Molecule: messenger RNA, 1074 nt
Organism: Mycosarcoma maydis (corn smut)
Lineage: Eukaryota; Fungi; Basidiomycota; Ustilaginomycetes; Ustilaginales
Exons: 1
Coding region: 1-1074 (357 amino acids)
Cellular component (GO): mitochondrion
Source: RefSeq, a predicted model, not a curated record
AUGCUCACGCUCUUGCGAAGCGACUGCCUGCGUGGCGCUCUGCGCUCAUCAAACAGGAUAACCAGCGUAGGAGGAGGAGGUGCGAAGCGAUUGAUCUCGACGCCGUCUUCCGAUCCUACCAUCUCGCAUGCAGCCGCUGCGACCAACAAGACGGUCAAGCUCGAUUUCGAGGCGUACGAGCCUACAGAGGAGCAGCUCAAGAAGCGACGGACUGAAGUGCCGAUUUCGUCGCUCGUCGUAUGUCAUGGGCUGUUUGGAUCUAAGCAGAAUUGGCGAUCGUUGGGACGCGCCAUGUCGGCUCGCUUUGGCGUUCCGGUAUUUGCGCUCGACCUACGCAACCACGGCACCUCGCCUCACAUUGACGGCCUCGCUUACUCGGACAUGGCGCAGGACGUGAUCGAGUUCAUGUCGUCCCAUAAUCUCACCAAUGUGGGUCUUAUCGGUCAUUCCAUGGGUGGAAAAGUGUCGAUGAGCGUAGCGUUGCACCCGGAUCUGCCCUCGGGAAUGGUGCGCAACUUGGUGAGUGUCGAUAUGUCUGCUAAGCGCGGUCCUCUCUCGCCCGAGUUCGAACGUUACAUAGACGCGAUGAUCGAGAUCCGCGAUAAGCCCUGUCGAAGUCGCAACGAAGCCGACACCAUCUUGCAAGCCACCGAGCCGGAUCUGGGCGUCCGUCAAUUCCUGCUCACCAACCUCACGCGCGACCCACCAGGCGCAGAAACCUGGAGUUGGCGUAUCCCCGUCGAUCUUAUCCGCAAAAACAUCGCACAGAUCGGCGAUUUCCCCUACAACCCUCCGCAAGCAUCUAGCCAAGACAUCGUCGGCGCAGACGCCAAUGCUCCAGAACGAAGCUGGCACGGCGAAACUCUGUUCGUCAAGGGCUCGAAAAGCAAGUACGUCAACCGAAGGAAUAUUCCUACGAAUCAGAGAUACUUUCCCAAUUCCAAACUCGUUCACAUGCAGACCGGUCACUGGUGUCAAGCGGAGAAACCGAACGAGUUUGUUCAGGUUGUAGAGGACUUUCUGACAGGCAGGACACACGACGAGACGCAGCAGGCGUUGAAGCCGCGUUCCUAA